Molecule: messenger RNA, 3783 nt
Organism: Alligator sinensis (Chinese alligator)
Lineage: Eukaryota; Metazoa; Chordata; Crocodylia; Alligatoridae
Gene: FAM217A
Product: family with sequence similarity 217 member A
Exons: 7
Coding region: 1-1554 (517 amino acids)
Source: RefSeq, a predicted model, not a curated record
AUGACAUUCUCCGUGCUUUACAAGCUCACAAAGAAAACGAACCUUAGGGAGGUUUCUCCCACCACAAUUUGGCGACCCAGAUGGGACUCGUCUAGCUUGGCGCCUUUGGAGACCUCCAUCCCCCGACACCCCAGCGCGCACCAGAGCUUACAAACGUGUGACUUAGAACCUGAUGUCCACCUUUGUGAAAAUAAAUACUGCCCCUCAGGAGAUGUCAUUGGCACAGGAGGUGCUCUGUCAAACAAGUUGCACAAGGACUCUUACAAAAGUCCAGUGGAACUACUGGCAGAUCUUAGAUUGUCAAAGAAUACAAGUAGAAGAACACAGCUAAAUCAAAAUAAUAACAAGGAAGGGACAUUUAAUUCCUGGGGAUAUACACAUAAUCAAGUCAAUGCUACUAUGAACAGAGACAUCAGUAAACCUCAAGUGAAAACUGUCUCCGGCUCGAAAGAUAUUUCUUUAAAUUUCUUUACUCUUAAUUGUACAUUGUUGGGGGCUCAUAUGAACAAAUAUCAAACUGCGUCUUAUCCAGGAGUGGAGCAGGCAGCAUUAGGAGUCUCCUGGACACAUGGAGAUGGGGAUUUUUGCAAGGCCAGAAAUGAAGCCAUUGCCUCUAGCUCUUACUCUGCUGCAGAAAGUAACAAUACACAAUUUGUGUCUAGGCAGAAUUUGAUGUUAGGAAAAAGUAGUUCAAAGAACAAGCUUUUGACAGAGGAAAGUAAUGAAUCUGAAAGUGAAAAAGCAGAUGAUGUUUUGCCUACUUGUGUUAAAAACACGACUCUGAACUUAAGACCAAAAACUGCAGAAAACACUAAAGAAGCUUCCUACAAGCGCCAAAAUGAAGAAUUCUCAUACCCUGAUUUUCUUCCAUCACCUUUCAAUAAAUUGGAUUUACAAAAGUUAGCCUUAUCCAAAUGGGAUAACUGGAAGGUUCUCUUUGCUCCACCUCCAGAAGACUCUAUGGUGAAACUAAUAUCUCGUCUCUUGGAAAUGGAAAAAAUGCAGCAUCUAACUGUAUUAAAAGAGAGAAUAAAAGACCUGACUGUCUCUUCCCCCAUUCCAGUUGGCAGUCGACCCAGUUCCUUAAAACCCAUGCUUCAGUUGAAGCAGUCAAGGCCAUCCGAAUCUGCGUGUCCUCAGACAGUUUGUAAUGGAGAUUAUCAAGAAAAAAGUAGAUCCAGCCCUGCUUUCUGCACACUUGAAUGGACCAGCUCAAAAAGCAUAAAGCAGCAUAGAGCAUCUGUUGAUACCUUUAAAUGCUCUAAAGUGUCUACAAUUUUGAACUCAAAUCACAUGCUCUCACGGAGGUCUUCCUCAUGUUGUGCACCAAAAACUCAAUCAGCUGUUCAGAUUACCUCAAAGUUACUGCCUCCAAGUACAGCUAUAGCCUGCUCAUUUCCUGAAAAAGACAGUUCAAAAUAUAAAAAGCCAAAGAACAAAAUAAUCCUUUACAAAAAAAAAUAUGUGGGAACGGGUAAACUUUUCCAUUGUCAAAACCUCAAAGCUCUAUGUACUUUGCCAGACCAGAAGUGUAGUCAAAGCGACAAAUGGUAAUCUUUUGAAUUUACACUUACCAUGAGCAACUCUUGCAUUGAUCAUAGUGAAGGCAUCAAGUAUGUUUAAAGGUAUGAGAUGAAGGUGAUCUGAAAUAGCACUUGAAAAUUUACGCCAAGUGCACUGUACGAAAAACAGUUAUUCAUUCCCCUCCCUCCCACUUGCUGGCAUCCAUGAUACCCUUUGUGUGACUUUAAAAAAAAAAAAUAGUGUUACACAAGCCAUUCCCUCAGUUGCACCUUUAGCUUGAAAGGGCUCUUGGUACUCAAGCAAUAGGAGCUCGUUAAAAUUGCCAGCUGGCAGGCAGCCCCCUACCAGAGACCAUUGGAGUAGCCCCUGCAGCUGCUGCAGAAGUCUUCAGUUUCAGUCAGCUGUUGCCACAGUUGCAACAUCUGAUCAGGAAAGCAGGUCACUGAGUCUUGGGGGGGUGGGGGAGCUAAGGAGCAACUAACUACUGAUUCCCCCCCGUUCUUCACUUCCAUCAGCUGGGGAGGGUGCCUUUCUGGUAUCUUUGCUACAUUCCUGCCAAGGGGCUGUGUACAUGUGCCCACCCAUAACAUACUACAAAAAUAAAACCUGCCAGAACCCUUGAAGAACACUAAGUGCAAUGUAAAGGGAGGAGUGGUAUUUCAACAGAGAAGACAGGCUGUACUGCAGGCCAGCUGUCUGAGUCUCCUUGGUGGGCUUGUACAACCCGUGCUGCUGUCCUUCAAGCACAAUUGUUACCUCAAAUACGUUUCCCCAGGCUGCUGUCAUGUCUCCUGAUUGCAGCAUAGAUGUAUGCAGAAAUGCAGUCACAUGUAGAAUCUCUAUACCUAGCUGUGCAAGUACCUAUGCAAUGGGUACACUGAUUGGUGUUGUGUGUCAGCUUGAUACACCUAGCAGUCAGAAGAUUUAGAUUUAUGAUUCUUAUUGUGACCAUAGUUUAUCCUCAGAUUGUGCAUAUACAUAAAUAUGCACAAGGAGGGAGACUACAACUUGACAAUAUUGUUUUAUGUUAGCAUAAACACCACUGUACUACUGAGAUAAAUACCAUCAAGCCACUGUGUGCUCUUCAAGCAGCUGGCUGUACCUUUAAUGAGUGCUGUGAAACAAAGUAGAAAUUCUGCAGAACAUCCAUUUAAAUUCUUAGUAUUGUUUUACAUAAAUAUAAAAAAUAUAUAGUAGUUUCUAAUUACCUAUAAUAACAUUAAAUUCCUUUUUUACACUGUUCUCAUGUUUUUAAUACGUCACUAUAUUUUUUCAUCAACAAAUAAUUGUACUUUAUCAGAGGUGUGAAGGGAAGGUCUGGCCCUGUAAGCAAGCUAUGCCAUUAGCUAGACAUCUUUGCUAAAACAAAUCUGCCAUGAAAUGACUAAAGGCUGACAUUUAAAUCACGUUUAAGAUUUUACGAUCCGCAGUCCUUGACAUCUCUCAGAAUUAACUCAGCAAAAAAGCACUAUAUCAGUUCACUCUUCUUCAUAUAUUCAAGGACAAUUUUCCCCACGAAGAGGGCUAAAACAGUUGUUUAAAAGGUGUUUUAAAGUUUUAGGAUGAAUUGUGGUUUUUAAAAAUGUGAAAUCGUAAUGCAACACAAUUGUACAUCAAAGGCUGGGUUUUUCACUUGGGGAAUACAGUAUGAAACAAUCUAUAAUACAGUGGACUUGUAGAAGCACUUCCUAUCUCAGGAUCUCAAAGCAAAGCAAUUUACACACAACGCUUUUUCACAGUACCCUAGGGAUUUAGGUAAACAACAUCACAGGAGGAAGAGAACAGGAAUGAAUCAGGCCUCCUGAGGUUAAGAAAUACUGGUAUCUACACUGAAAGAUUUUUGCUCCAAAGACUAUGAAUCAAUUAGCUGUUUUUCUUAAUGCACAGCUACUGCUAAACCUUGUGCUAAAUUACCACAGGUCUCUCCUAUGACUCACUCCAGUUUGUAGUUUGGGCAUGGUAUUUUGAGACCCUUAUUCAUGAACUAGACUUGACUUUCAUCCCUUAGCAAAACAUCCAUCAUCACUACUGUCAAACUGGUUUAGCCAGGCAACCUUUCACUGUCCUUGGCAUUUACUUACAUUACACUAAGGCUGAGAUGCAUUUUUCCUUCACACUGGGCAUGUCUUCACAUGCAAAUGCUGCUGGAUGGUUUUACUCUAGAGUAAUUUACUCUGGAGUAUACCCACCCUGGGCAGGAGUCUACACGUGCACUCAUUUGAGAGCAGACUGUCCAAAACGGGCCAGUCCCUAGCCACC